Messenger RNA from Geodia barretti, 1242 nucleotides. The record is from the annotation of a GenBank genome assembly. NCBI's taxonomy places the organism in Eukaryota, Metazoa, Porifera, Demospongiae, Tetractinellida, Geodiidae.
AUGAAGAACCGAGUAGUCGUAACUGGGAUCGGGAUAGUCAGCCCAUUGGGACUGGAUCGUCAGUCCACCUGGCAUAAUCUGAUCGCUGGUAAAUCCGGUGUCGCUCCAAUAACCUCAUUUGAUACGGAGGGCUAUCGCACUACCAUCGCCGCUGAGGUAAAGGGCUUCGACGCGGCGGCAUUCGUCGGUAGGAAGGAAGCGCGGCGGAUGGACAGGUUCGUGCAGUUGGGGGCGGUGGCUGCCCUUGAAGCAGUUGAACACGCCGGGCUCAAGGUCACUUCCGACAAUUGCACUCGCGUCUCGAUAAUGAUUGCGAGCGGUAUCGGCGGAAUCAUCACGCUCUCUGAACAGGUUGGCGUUCUGGGCUCUCGUGGACCCUCGCGCGUCAGCCCUUUCUUGGUGCCUAUGAUGCUCCCCGACAUGGCGUCUGGGCAAGUGUCGAUUAUGCUCGGAGCCAAGGGACCGAACUACUCCACUGUAUCUGCUUGUUCCAGUGGGGCAGACUCCAUUGGCCAGGCCCUUGAAGUGUUACAGGAAGGAGACGCUGAUGUAGUUCUCGCUGGUGGCGCAGAGGCAGCGAUAUGCCCCAUCGGAGUUGCUGGCUUCAAUGCUUGCCAGGCGCUUUCGACCCGUAACGAUGAUCCCAAGGGUGCAUCUCGUCCAUUUGACGCCGAACGAGACGGGUUCGUAAUCGGUGAAGGCGCUGCCGUAAUUGUGAUGGAGACAUUGCAGAGCGCAGUCAAGCGCGGAGCAACGCCGCUGGUAGAAAUUGUGGGAUACGGCUCCACCGCUGAUGCCAAUCAUAUUACUCAGCCUGCACCGGAAGGUGAAGGUGCGUCGCGCGCAAUGAAGAUUGCCAUCAAGAAAGCCGGAUUACAGCCGGAUGAGAUUGGAUAUGUGAACGCGCACGGCACAUCGACGCCACUUAACGACAAAUACGAGACAAUGGCCAUGAAGGGCGUAUUCGACGAGGAAGUUUACAGAGUUCCCAUCAGCUCCACCAAGUCUAUGACUGGGCACUUGCUCGGAGCGAGCGGUGCGCUUGAGGCUGCUAUUACAACGCUUGCCAUAUCUGAAGAGACAAUACCGCCGACCAUUAACUUGAAGAAUGCCGAUCCUGAAUGUGAUCUAGAUUACACGCCGCAUAUUGCAAGGCAAGGGCGUAUCAAUGCUGCGCUCAGUAACUCUUUUGGUUUCGGCGGUCAUAAUGCCUCUCUAGCCUUCCAGCGAUAUGAAGAAUAG